AUGGAGCUGGUGUGCCGGGAGCUGGAGCACUUGCGGGAUUACUGCCAGCCGCACGCACCGGGCGGUGGUUGGCAGGACCAGGUUGGGGGGCUUGUACCUGGCAUCAAAAUCGGGAGAUCGAAGGCCCAGCUGCCUCUCAGGGUGGAGGUGGAGAAGAUCCCAGUGCCUGAGAGUUUUACCCAGACCCUCAGCGAUCACUUGGUGCUGGUGUACACCGGGAAGACUCGCCUGGCCCGCAACCUGCUCCAGGACGUGGUGAGGAACUGGUACGCCAGGCUGCCCUCCACCGUGCAAAACGCUGACGCGCUGGUGAGCAACGCUGAGGAGUGUGCCCAGGCUUUGAGGCAAGGUAACCUGCCGCUCAUCGGCAAAUGUCUGGACUGCUACUGGCAGCAGAAGAAAUGCAUGGCCCCCGGGUGUGAGCCGCUGGCUGUCGGGCGCAUGAUGGAUGCUCUCCGGCCCUAUGUCUACGGGCAGUGCUUGGCUGGGGCUGGCGGUGGUGGCUUCCUUUAUGUUUUAACCAAAGCCCCUCGGCAGAAAGAGGCUUUGCACCAAAUUCUAACAAAAACCAAGGUGAGAUGGGAGCUCUCCAGCAGUUUGCUGUCGCAGGCAGAAGCUUGCUUUAUAGAACGCAAGUGCUAG
This is a messenger RNA of Cariama cristata (Red-legged seriema), 642 nucleotides long. It is a transcript of the gene FCSK, whose product is annotated as fucokinase. The coding region runs from base 1 to 642 and encodes 213 amino acids. Lineage: Eukaryota; Metazoa; Chordata; Aves; Cariamiformes; Cariamidae. The record is from RefSeq and is a predicted model, not a curated record. Gene Ontology annotation, molecular function: fucokinase activity. The transcript has 4 exons. Gene Ontology annotation, biological process: GDP-L-fucose salvage.